Messenger RNA from Cariama cristata (Red-legged seriema), 2375 nucleotides. RefSeq names its product unconventional myosin-VIIa-like. The annotation marks the transcript as partial. Gene Ontology annotation, molecular function: ATP binding; cytoskeletal motor activity. Lineage: Eukaryota; Metazoa; Chordata; Aves; Cariamiformes; Cariamidae. Gene Ontology annotation, cellular component: myosin complex. The transcript is spliced from 19 exons. The record is from RefSeq and is a predicted model, not a curated record.
AUGGUAGUUUUCAGAAAGGGUGAUCAUGUGUGGCUGGACACUCAACCAAACAGUGAAUUUAAUGUCCCUAUCGGGGCAGUUGUGAAGGACUCUGACUCAGGACGGAUCUUGCUGGAGGAUGAUGAAGGCAAGGAACACUGGAUCACAGCUCGGAACAUGCACAUGGUGCGCCUGAUGCACCCCUCCUCUGUCCAGGGGGUGGAAGACAUGAUCUGCCUGGGGGAUCUCCAUGAAGCAGGCAUGGUGCACAACCUCCUCAUCCGCCACCAGGAGCACAAAAUCUAUACUUACACAGGAUCAAUCUUGGUAGCAGUGAAUCCAUACCAGCUGCUGCCCCUCUACACAGUUGAUCAGAUCAGACUGUACUGUAACAAGAGGAUUGGAGAGCUACCACCUCAUGUGUUCGCCAUUGCAGACAACUGUUAUUUUAAUAUGAAGAGGAAUAAGAGAGACCAGUGCUGUGUGAUCAGUGGUGAAUCUGGAGCUGGGAAGACUGAAAGCACAAAGCUAAUACUACAGUUUUUGGCAGCUGUCAGUGGCCAACAUUCCUGGAUAGAACAGCAAAUCCUAGAGGCCAACCCCAUUCUAGAAGCUUUUGGAAAUGCCAAGACAAUUCGAAAUGACAAUUCAAGCCGCUUCGGGAAAUACAUUGAUAUUCACUUCAACCAAAAUGGUGUGAUAGAAGGAGCCCGGAUAGAACAGUUUCUUCUGGAGAAGUCCCGGGUUUGCCGGCAGGCUCCAGAGGAGAGGAACUAUCACAUCUUCUACUGCAUGCUAAUGGGGAUGAACACAGAGCAGAAAAAGAUGCUGAAUCUGGGUACUGCUUCAGAGUACACUUAUCUCACUGUGGGCAACUGCGUGUCCUGCGACGGCCGGAAUGAUGCAAAGGAUUAUGCCCACAUCCGCUCAGCUAUGAAGAUCCUCAUGUUCUCAGAUUCUGAGCACUGGGACAUCAGCAAGCUGCUGGCUGCGAUCCUGCACCUAGGGAAUGUAGAGUUUGAAGCGGCUGUGUACGACAACUUGGAUUGCUCUGAUGUGAUGGACUCGCCACACUUUUCAAUCGCAACCAAACUGCUCGAGGUGGACUCCAGUGAACUCCAGAACAGCCUCACAAACCUCUCCAUCAUUGUCCGAGGAGAAAGUGUGUCCAGGCCUCUGAACAUAGUUCAAGCCGCAGAUGGGAGGGAUGCCUUUGUGAAGGGUAUAUAUGGACGGAUUUUCCUGUGGAUAGUGAACAAGAUCAACUCAGCCAUUUUCAACCCAGCUUCUCAGAAGUCUAAAGACAGACGUCAGUCCAUUGGGCUGUUGGACAUUUUUGGGUUUGAAAACUUCAACAACAACAGCUUUGAGCAGCUCUGCAUUAACAUUGCGAAUGAGCACCUUCAGCAGUUCUUCGUGCACCAUGUCUUCAAGCUGGAGCAAGCGGAAUACCAUGCAGAGCACAUUGUCUGGAAUAACAUUGACUUCACUGAUAACCGCCAGGCUCUGGAAGUCAUCGCGCUCAAGCCUAUGAAUAUCAUCUCCCUCAUUGAUGAAGAGAGCAAGUUCCCAAAGGGCACAGAUGCCACCAUGCUCAUAAAAAUCAACUCCCUCCAUGGCAAAAGUAAAGUCUACAUCCCACCUAAGAGUGUCCAUGACACCAAGUUUGGCAUCAACCAUUUUGCUGGGGCUGUCUUUUAUGAAUCAAAAGAUUUCCUGGAGAAAAAUCGGGACACACUGAGUGCUAAUGUAAUGCAAGCAGUUCAUUCCUCCAAAAACAAAUUCCUGAGAGAGAUUUUCCAGGUGGAAACGACCCCACCUAGUCUGGGACGUGGGACCAUCCGGCAUUGUGGAGCUGACCAGGCCUAUAAAUGUGGCUUUCUGCUGUCCAGAACAUCUGGCCAUGGACAGGGCUUGGAUACCGCCAAACGGCUCUCUACUCUGGGAGGACAGUUCAAGCAAUCCUUGGAAAAACUAAUGAAAAUCCUUGAGCAGUGCCAGCCAUACUUCAUCCGCUGCAUCAAGCCAAAUGACUACAAGAAACCACUGUUGUUCGACCGGGAACUGUGUAUCAAACAGCUGCGAUAUUCAGGGAUGAUGGAGACCAUUCAGAUCAGGAAAGCUGGCUACCCAAUUCGCUACAGCUUUGAGGAGUUCUUUGAGAGAUACAGAGUUCUCCUGCCAUGGUCUCUUCGAGAACAGCUGAAGAAUGAUGCUCGACAGAGCUGUAUCAGCAUCUCUGAAGCAGUGCUGGGCAAGGAUGAAAGCUGGCAAGCUGGAAAGACCAAGAUUUUCCUUAAAGAUCAUCAUGAUACAGUAUUGGAGCUGCAACGCCAAAAUAUACUCACAAAUAAGGUUCUUCUUAUCCAGAAGGUGAUGAGAGGAUUGAAGGACAG